Messenger RNA from Aspergillus caelatus, 945 nucleotides. RefSeq names its product beta-lactamase/transpeptidase-like protein. The transcript has a single exon. The record is from RefSeq and is a predicted model, not a curated record. The annotation marks the transcript as partial. Lineage: Eukaryota; Fungi; Ascomycota; Eurotiomycetes; Eurotiales; Aspergillaceae.
CUUCUUCUUCUUCUUCUGGAUUUGUCGAGAUAGACUACCCCGAGUAUACGGAGUUAUCGGGGGCCGGUUGCAUGAUCAGCAACGUAGAGGAUUAUGCGAAGUGGGUACGAUGCAUGAUGGAUCAGAGCAGGCCAUUGAGCAGAGACGGACAUGCAGCACUUGUGGAGCCGCGGGUAGUGACGAUGACCGGGGCGACGAAUCCGUUCCCGGGGCCGCAUCUGUAUGCGCUUGGGUGGCGGGUGGAUUACUACCGGGGGGAGAAGGUUGUGUGGCAUACGGGGAGUAUUGGGGGGUUUGGGUCGGUGAUGAUGUUUCUCCCUGGGCGGGACUGGGGACUGGUUGUCAUGGGGAAUUCGACGGUGACGAGUAAUCAGAUGCAGCAGGUUUUGUAUAUGGCUUUGUUGGAUGGGUUAUUGGGGACGCCGGUUGGGGAGCGGGUGGAUUGGGGAGCGGUUAUUAGGGAGAAGCAGGAGAGGCGGAGGGAGGAGUUGGCGUGUGUGAGGAAUCGCCUGUAUCCGGUUUUGCCUUGUCCGGUUUUGAGGCCGGCGUUGGAGAUUGGGGAGUAUGCUGGGGUUUAUUGGCAUCCCGGAUAUGGAGCUAUGGAUUUGGGGCCUGAUGUGGAGGGGAAGGAGCUGGUUGCUGAUCGGCGGAGUCAGGAGUUUAGUAUGAUGAUUGCGUUGGAGCAUGUUAGUGGGGAGUUUUGGUUGGCGAGGUUGCAGGAGAAGUAUACAGAUCCUCGCGAUCAUGAGGUUGUUCGUGCUGAGUUCAGACUUGGUCCGGAGGGAGUGAGAGAAGUUGGUGUCGAUCUGGAGCCGACGAUGGAUGGGGAGUUGAUCUGGUUUCGCAGGGUAAAUUGAUUCUCUGUAAUAGUUACUAUAUCUACUGAUGUCGGAUUCUCAAGUCAAAUUAUUAACAAAAGAGCAGAACGUAAGUCAUCUUGAGCAU